AUGGCUCUCAUUGAAACAAAAGUUAAGGUUAACAAGCUUUCAGCUAUAGCAAAAAAGUUACAUAGUAACUGGAAGUGGAUUUCCAAUGCUAAUAAUUCUAGCAAAGUCAGAUUAUUGAUUCUAUGGGAUCCAAAUACUCUGGAUGUUAAUGUUGACAGGAUUUCUACCCAGCACAUCACCUGUUCAGUUAAAUCCUUGGAUGGUAGAAUUGAUUGUUUAAUUACCUCUAUAUAUGGUCAUAAUCAUCAAGAAAAUAGGAAGGCUCUUUGGCAAGAUCUUUCUCAAAUUCAACAAACAGUUGGGAACAAGGCAUGGAUUCUAUCUGGAGACUUUAAUGCCAUAACUGGGCAAGAGGAUAAAAUUGGUGGCCUUGCAGUUAUUGAAGCUGAAACUACUGAUUUUAGGGAUUUUAUUGACAAUUGUCAUUUGUCACAUUUAAAAACUGAAGGCUGCUAUUACACAUGGAAUAAUAAACAAGAUUCUAAUUUCAGGGUUUGGAGUAAAUUGGAUAGAACUUUGGUUAAUGAUUCUUGGAACAAUUUGCACAACUCUAGUCAUGUUGAGUAUCUUCCUCCCAGAUGUGCUAUGUUCUCUGUUGCUAGCAAACUGAAGCUACUGAAGAAUGCACUGAAGGAUUUAAACAAAAGGAGUUUUCACAAUAUCAGUGAGAAAGUGAUCAGGGCUAGAUUUAAUCUGGAAAAUGUGCAAAAUAAACUUCAGGGGGAUCCUCUCAAUACUGAUUUGAUUAACCAGGAAAAUGAAUGCUUUGCUUUGUACAACAAACUUUUAGACUUUGAACUAUCAUUCUAUCAUCAGAAAUCCAGAAUUCAUUGGAAUGUGCAUGGAGACAGAUGUACAAGCUUCUUUCAUUCUGUAAUUAAAGUUAAAAGACAUCUCAAUAGAGUAUCAGUACUAUAUAAUAAUGCAGGAUGCAGAUUAACUGAUGGUGAAGAGAUUAUUCAGGAGUUUAUUUCUUUUUAUAAGAAUCUCAUGGGCUCAUCUACAAAAACAUCUAGGCCUGAUGGUGAUAUUAUUUCAAAUGGUCCAUGUCUGGAUGAUGCUCAAGCUACUUCCCUGACUUCUCCAGUGUCCAAAGAGGACCUAUUGCCUGCUAAUGCUUUUGUGAGAGGUAGGAAAAUUUCAAGUAACAUCUUACUAGCUCAUGAGAUAGUGAAAAACUAUAGUAGAAAGAACAUCUCUCCCAGAAAUUUCAAUUGGGAUUUUCUAAAUGAUAUGCUUAAAGGCCUUGGUUUUCCAGUCAAGAUGGUUAAUUGGAUUAUGACCUGCAUUACUACUCCCAAGUAUUCCAUUUCUUUCAAUGGCACCCUUCAUGGCUACUUCAAAGGAGAGAGGGGUUUAAGACAAGGUGACCCCCUCUCACCAUACUUGUUCAAUUUGGGUAUGGAGUAUCUCUCAAGGCAGUUGGAUCUACUCAAGGAUAACAAGUCUUUUAAAUUCCAUCCUAGAUGUGGAAAUCUCAAAAUCACUCAUUUAAUCUUUGCGGAUGAUCUUCUCCUCUUCUCCAAAGGUGACCUUCACUCAGUUAAUAUGCUCUACAACUGUUUCAAGCAUUUUAGUGUUGUAUCAGGUCUUGAGGCAAAUCCUGGGAAAUGCAAGGCUUUUUAUGGAGGCAUUGAUGAUAAUUUGAAAGGCCUUAUUUCAAGGCUUCUAAAUUUCCCUCUAGGAGAUUUAACCAUCACAUAUCUGGGUGUUCCUCUGACCUGUAAACGACUAUCAUACAUGGAUUGCUCCACUCUCUUCAACAAGAUAACAGGCCAAUUCCAGAAUUGUUUGAAAAACAGGUUUCUGUCUUAUGCAGGCAGAUUACAAAUAAUCAAAAGUGUUAUCCUUGGUAUACAAAACUACUGGAUUUCAAAUUAUGUUCUGCCGGUGAGAGUGCUUCAAAAAAUUGAUGAAUUAUGCAGGAAUUUUCUUUGGGGCAGUUCUGAACAAGUUCUCAAAACUCCUCUUAUUUCAUGGGAUCAAAUUUGCUUGAAUAAGAAAUUUGGAGGCCUUGACAUCUAUUCUGCAUCUAUAUGGAGUAUGGCCUCAACACUGAGAUUGCUCUGGAAUAUUCAUGUAAACAAAGAAAAUCUAUGGAUCAAGUGGAAACAUGGUACAUAUUUAAAAAACUAUGAUGUCUGGCAUAUUCAAGCAAAAAAUAGUGAUUCGUGGAUGUGGAGACAGAUCUUGAAGGUCAGAGAUAAGGCCCUGGGAAUUUUGGGAAGUGUUGACAAUCUGAAGCUGAUUAUUCAGUCUUGCUGUAGGAAUUCAAAAAUACAACUGUCUGCUCUAUAUGAUGCUUUCUCCCCUGUAUCAAUUUCGGUGCCUUGGUUGAGGGGGAGAGGCUUUAAGCAAAAGCUAAAGAAGUUGGCUCUCACCUCGACAAUUUAUAGCAUAUGGAAUGAGAGAAAUGCCAGGAUUUUUAGGCAUGAAUUGAAGUCAACUGAUCAGCUGUUUACAGAGAUUAAAUUCAUCAUAUUUGCUGUUAUUCUCAAUGGUCCUUUUGCUGUUGAAAAUAGAGAAUGGUUAUGUGCUUGUAGGCUUGAGUAUAAGAGAUGUAAGUUGUAUUGA
This is a messenger RNA of Asparagus officinalis (garden asparagus), 2574 nucleotides long. RefSeq lists its product as uncharacterized. The record is from RefSeq and is a predicted model, not a curated record. Lineage: Eukaryota; Viridiplantae; Streptophyta; Magnoliopsida; Asparagales; Asparagaceae. The coding region runs from base 1 to 2574 and encodes 857 amino acids. The transcript has 5 exons.